Salvelinus namaycush (lake trout) is the source of this 939-nucleotide messenger RNA. Its product is annotated as ventral anterior homeobox 2-like. Gene Ontology annotation, biological process: brain development; central nervous system development; neuron differentiation. The coding region runs from base 1 to 939 and encodes 312 amino acids. The record is from RefSeq and is a predicted model, not a curated record. Lineage: Eukaryota; Metazoa; Chordata; Actinopteri; Salmoniformes; Salmonidae. Gene Ontology annotation, molecular function: DNA binding; DNA-binding transcription factor activity, RNA polymerase II-specific. The transcript has 3 exons.
AUGUUCGAUCAAGCUACGACUAUGGGCGAUGGGAUCGCUGAGGAUCGCAACCACAACCACCACCACCACCGUGGAUCCAACUCUCUGUACGGUAACCGGAUGGACAAAUGCCAUACCGAACUUGGGAGCAGGUCGCCGGUGCAGAGUACAACCGAUACCGCGGGUACAUCGGCGUCUACCCCCACCUCCUCCAGUGAAGACGGACAUGAUAAACUGGACCCAGUGGACCCAGACUACUGCCAGAGGAUUUUAGUUCGAGAUGCUAAGGGUACCAUCCGGGAGAUCGUGUUGCCAAAGGGUCUCGACCUCGACAGGCCAAAACGCACGCGGACCUCCUUCACCGCAGAGCAGCUCUACCGUCUCGAGCUCGAGUUCCAGCGCUGCCAGUAUGUAGUCGGCCGAGAGCGCACUGAGCUGGCGAGGCAGCUGAACCUGUCUGAGACACAGGUUAAAGUGUGGUUCCAGAACCGUCGCACCAAGCAGAAGAAGGACACGACCAAGGACUCUGACAAGCGCUCCUCCUCCACCUCGGAGUCACUGGCCACCUGUAACAUUUUGCGUCUCCUCGAACAGGGCCGCCUCCUCUCCGCCCCGCCCCCCAAUCCCCCAAUGGGCCACCACCCAGGAAAUGGCUCCCUAUUGGUCAGCUCCGGAGGGGGCUCCUCCUCGCCAGGGGUGAGUAGAAGCACGCCACCAGGAAAUGGCGUUCUUGGCAUGGGUGGAACUUUCGGGCUGUCACUGCCCUCCCUGGGAGGGACUUCGCCACGUCUGGGCAUGCCGCCGCCGCACUCACUGUGCUUCUCAAUGCCGCUGCUAGGGGGCGCUCAUCAUGAACUGGCGUCUGGGUACGGGUGCGGGUCCUCGGCGUUCGAGCCAUACAUGCGGCUGGACAGGAUCUCCAAGGAUGGAGAUCUAAGUGGGAAGAAGAGAGUUUCCUAA